Danaus chrysippus (African queen) is the source of this 447-nucleotide messenger RNA. Lineage: Eukaryota; Metazoa; Arthropoda; Insecta; Lepidoptera; Nymphalidae. The record is from the annotation of a GenBank genome assembly.
AUGUUCACUAUUAUCAUACUGAUGGUAUAUGGUAUAUCAGUGGGAUACCAUUAUGCUCAGAAAGAACUAGCCUCGUUCGCAAUGUCAUCAAGGUCAACUACGGAAGAGCCGAUUGUAAGACGUUCAGGUCAAGAUAGUAGGCCUGUGGUCCGACUGGUCGCCGUAAACCGAUCCGAAGUAGAACACGCUCCAGAACCUAUCCUCGAAGUUUACCAAACUAGAAGCCCAGGGGAAAAGGUAUUUUUGGAAGCAACGGAAACUCCAGUCGUGUUUUUGGAGACUGAAAGACCUCCGAAGGAGCCUGAGCUUUCACCACAUGAAAGAGAUUUAGCACGAAGAUUAAUUGGUAGAUUUAGACGAUCUAGAAAUACAACAACGACAAAAUAUAUCCCAUUUUUAAGACCUCUUAAUAGCACGGAACCACCCAUACCUCUGAUCGGAAAGUGA